Rhizophagus irregularis DAOM 181602=DAOM 197198 is the source of this 3603-nucleotide messenger RNA. RefSeq lists its product as uncharacterized. Gene Ontology annotation, molecular function: flavin adenine dinucleotide binding; oxidoreductase activity, acting on CH-OH group of donors. NCBI's taxonomy places the organism in Eukaryota, Fungi, Glomeromycota, Glomeromycetes, Glomerales, Glomeraceae. The record is from RefSeq and is a predicted model, not a curated record.
AUGGCAAAAGAAUAUGAAUAUCCUCACAUAUCACUACCUAUACAUCAAAUGAAAUUACAUUAUGACGUGGUGGUUAUUGGGUCAGGCUAUGGUGGUGGAAUUGCUGCUUCUCGCAUGUCAAGAGCCGGCAAACGGGUUGCAUUAUUAGAAAAAGGAAAAGAACGAUGGCCCGGAGAAUAUCCAAAUACAUUAAAAGAAUGUUUGAAAGAAAUUCAAUAUAGCUCUCCAGAAAAGCAUCUCGGUAAAAAAACUGGAAUGUACCAUUAUUAUAAUGGUAGUGAUCAAAAUGCUGUUGUAGCCUGCGGUCUCGGAGGUACAUCUCUUAUUAAUGCAAAUGUAGCUCUUGAAGCCGAUGAUCGUAUCUGGCAAAUGUCAAUUUGGCCUGACGAAAUUCAAAAUGAUCAUGAUUCUAUGAAAAGAGGAUACGAAAGAGCAAAAGAAAUGCUUCAACCAUGUCAAUAUCCAGCUCAUUUUCCUGAAUUACCGAAAUUAAGAACUUUGGAAACUCAGGCGAGAUUAUUGGGAGAAGAAUAUCAUAAAAAUUUUUAUAGGGCUCCUAUUACUGUCACAUUCGAAAAUCGAGUUAAUGCUGCGGGAGUACGUCAACGUGCUUCUACGUUAACAGGAAAUGAUGCUACAGGAAUUAAUGAUGGUAGUAAAAAUAGUACACUAAUGAAUUAUAUACCCGAUGCAUGGAAUCACGGUUGUGAAAUAUUUUGUGAAUGUGAAGUAAGAAGUAUUAAAAAAUGCAAAAAAACCGGAAGAUACAUUGUAUUUUAUGAAUGGUUAGAUGACAAACGUACAAAUUUUACAGAUGAUAAUCGUCAUAGCCUUUACUUUGUUAUUGCUGAUACUGUUUUUCUUGCGGCUGGUACGUUUGGUUCCAAUGAAAUCUUAAUGAGAUCGAAGUCUUAUGGUUUAAAGAUUAGCGAUCGUUUGGGAAAAGGAUUCAGCGGAAAUGGUGAUAUAUUUGGACUUGGCUAUAACACGGAUUAUCUUGUUAAUUGUGUCGGACCAAUUAAAGAUAAUACAGCCAGCAUGAAAAAUCCAGUUGGCCCAUGUAUUACUGGUGUUAUUGAUAUGCGUCGCAGCGCCGAAAAUGUACUUGAAGGUUAUGUGAUUGAAGAAGGAACUAUACCCGGAUCUACGGGUAAAAUUUUCAAACUAGUUCUCGAAGCAGGAAGUUUAUUAAUUGGUACCGAAUCACAAAACACUACAUUAUCACAGUAUGCAAAAAAGUUAUGGAGAAAAAUUGAAUCGCCAUUUAAUGGAGUUUAUACUGGUGCUACAUCACAUACUCAAACUUAUUUGAUCAUGUCACAUGACGAUAAUACAGGCCAAAUAGAAUUAGUAGAUGACCGCUUGAAAAUAUCAUAUAAUGGUGUAGGUGCUUCUGACACUGUAAGUAAAUUAAAUAAAAUAUUAGAAGAAGCUACAAUUAAAAUUAAUGGAACUUAUAUUCCAUCCCCUUUAUGGACUGAACCUUUGGGAAGUGAGUUAAUUACAGUUCAUCCCAUUGGAGGUUGUAGUAUAGGAAAAAAUGGAAAACAUGGUGUUGUAAAUCAUAAAGGCCAAGUAUUCGUAGAUGAUAGUAAUAAUCUUCAUGAAGGACUUUACGUGUGUGAUGGUUCAAUUAUACCAACUGCCCUUGGGGUUAAUCCAUUUUUAACGAUUAGUGCAUUGACUGAAAGAAUUUGUGAAUAUGCAGCAAAAGAUCGUGGGUGGGAAAUUAAUUACGAUCUUGUCAAAAAGCCAAUUGAUUUUGAUCAGCCACUUAUAUCUUAUGAACGAAAAUUCGAUUUGACCAAUCGAGGACAUAUAUUGGAAGGUGGAAUAAGUUUCACGGAAGUUAUGAGAGGUUAUUUUUCAACCGAAGUUUUAUCAGCAGAUUAUGUUGCCGCUGAACUGCAAGCAAAAUCUUCAGAUUCGACAAUGCAAUUCAUGUUAACAAUAAUUGCAUACAACGUUGAAACAUUAGUUGAAAUGGAUGAUCAUUCUGCAUUAAUUACUGGAACAGUUUCGUGCCGUGCGUUGUCACCUGAUCCGCUGCUUGUUACUAAUGGGAAGUUUCGUUUAUUUAUCCCAAGAACUGAUCAUGUUGAUUCUAAUCAAAUGAUGUAUGAUUUGAAUUUGUCUGCAACUGAUGGAACAAAAUACCGACUCAAAGGAUAUAAAUUAAUUAAGAAUGGAACAUUUUCAGAACAAGUAACGUCUACAACUACUUUAUAUGUUACAAUAUAUCAUCUUGAUGAUUUAGAUAAUAUUGACGAAGAGGAGGAAGCUGAUAUAAGAAAAGUUGUCGGUAGAGGAAUUCUAAGAAUUAAACCUUCUGAUCUUUUGAAGCAAUUAACUACACUCAAGGCAACUGGAGAGACAUCUGAAUCAAGAUUUAAAGCUAUGAUUACGUUCAAAAAUUUUUUUGUAACAACAAUUUUAAAACAUAUAUUUGUUAGAUUUCUUCCUUUAGAAUAUUCUCAAACCUUUUCAGUCGCAAAAACAUUUUAUUAUAAGAGUAGACCAAAAAAAGAGAUGUGGGAAAUUAUAGCUGAAGAUGAUGUAAAAAGUUUAUUGCAUAGAUAUCAGGGUGGAAGAAAAGGACCAAUUCUUUUUGUACAUGGUGCCGCUAUGUCGCAUGAAAUGUGGACAACUAAUUUAAUUAAAAAUAAUAUAGUGGAUUAUCUUUUAGAACACGGGUAUGACAUAUUCUUAAUUGACAAUCGAUUGUCAACUGCAAAUAUCGCUUCUAAAGAACAGCAAACUUUAGAUGAUAUUAGAUUAGAUCAAGCUGCAGCGACUAAAAAAAUUCGUGAAAUUACCGGUGUUGAAAAAAUUGGUAUAAUUGCUCAUUGUGUUGGAUCAAUUGCAACAUUUAUGGGAUUGUUAGAUAGAAAAAUCGAAGGAGUGGGAUGCCUUAUUGCUUCACAAGUUGCAAUGCAUCCUUCGGCUGGAUUUUGGAAUAGAGUUAAAAUGCGUUUAAAUAUACUUCCAUUUACUAGAUUCGUACUACGUCAGUCAUUAUUCGAUGCAAGAACUUCUCCAGAGACUAAUUUAACCAACAAAAUACUUGAUCAAUUAUUACGUUUUUAUCCGGUAUCGAAAGGUCAAAUUUGUCGUAAUGCUUUAUGUCAUAGAACAUCAUUUUGUUAUGGUACUUUAUAUCAACACGAAAAUAUUAACCAGCAAAUUCAUGAUUAUCAAGAUGAAUUUGUCGGUAUUGUUAAUCUCACUACUAUGCAACAUCUUGCUAAGGUAUCCAAAAAGGAGUUGCUAUUAAAUUACCAAGGCCAAAAUGUGUAUGUAACACAAGAAAAUAUUCGAAAUAGGCUAAACUUUCCAAUUUGUUUCAUUCAUGGAGAUAAGAAUGUUGUAUUCGAUAUAAAGUCAACGAAGAAGAGUUACGACGCAUUACGAUUAGUGAAUGGAGCAGAUAAUUACGUAUAUAAUGAAAUUAAUAAUUACGGACAUCUCGAUGUUUGGUGGGGAACAAAUGCUAAUGAAGAUGUAUUUCCCAAAGUAUUAAAUCACUUGGAAGAAACCCAACAUUUAUGGGGAUAUACAGCUCAACAUCCAUCAAAUGGUUUUCAACCCUUUGAUGAUUCUUAA